AGACCGGAUAUUAACAGCCCAAACUAUGCCUCCUGGCUCCAUUCUUUCGACCUGUUCUUAGACCGCUCCAUUUCACACAGAAACGCCCCGGAAUUUGUGCAAAAUAGAGAUGGGAACUCUAGCUGGCUAUAGCUCUAGCUUCAGCACCAUCAUUUUCAGGUGCCCUUUGAAGAAUCCCUUGAUGGAGUAUGCCUACAGGAACCGAAUUUCAUUGGUGAACGGUAGUGCUGGAAGCUGUGAUGUGUUGUGCCGAGAAAUUAUCAGAAAAAGGCGGCGAAUUUCAAGUAGGCAUUUUGGGAAGUUGAUGAUGAUAAGGGCAUGUUAUAGUAACAAUGAUGAUAAUAGCGGCAGUGGAGAGGGAGAAGAUAAGGAGAGUUCUAGUUUGGCAACGGCUGCAAAAGAGGACACUGAAGAGAGAAGAAGUGGUGGUGGUGAAGAUCUUGAUUCUGAAGAUUUUCCCGGCUCUGUUUCUUCCAGGCAACCAACUAUUUCUCCAGUUGGAUCAGGUUAUAAUAACUUCCAAGUAGACUCUUUUAAAUUGAUGGAACUCCUAGGGCCAGAGAGAGUUGAUCCAAUGGAUGUAAAGAUAAUUAAGGAAAAGUUGUUUGGUUAUUCGACCUUCUGGGUGACAAAAGAAGAGCCAUUUGGUGACCUUGGAGAGGGCAUUCUCUUCCUUGGAAAUCUAAGGGGCAAAAGGGAAGAAGUUUUUGCCAAACUUCAAAAUCAACUAUCUGAGGUAAUGGGUGAUAAGUACAACCUGUUUAUGGUGGAGGAACCUAAUUCAGAAGGACCAGAUCCACGUGGUGGCCCCCGAGUUAGCUUUGGUAUGCUGCGGAAAGAGGUUUCAGAACCAGGCCCAACAACUCUCUGGCAGUAUGUAAUUGCUCUUCUGUUGUUUCUCCUUACCAGCGGUUCCUCUGUGGAAUUAGGAAUUGCAUCUCAGAUAAAUCGGCUUCCUCCAGAGAUAGCCAAGUAUUUCACGGAUCCAAAUGCCGUUGAACCACCAGAUAUGCAGCUUUUAUUGCCAUUUGUAGAUUCUGCUUUGCCCCUAGCAUAUGGUGUAUUGGGAGUUCAGCUGUUUCACGAAGUUGGACAUUUUCUUGCUGCCUUUCCUAAGAAAGUGAAACUAAGCAUUCCGUACUUCAUCCCAAACAUUACUUUGGGGAGCUUUGGGGCAAUCACUCAGUUCAAAUCCAUUCUCCCUGAUCAGAAGGCAAAAGUUGACAUUUCUCUGGCAGGCCCAUUUAGUGGUGCUGUGUUGUCCUUUUCUAUGUUUGUUGUUGGUCUUCUACUUUCAUCAAAUCCAGCUGUUGCAAGUGACUUGGUGCAGGUUCCUAGUAUGCUUUUUCAAGGUUCUUUGCUUCUUGGGCUGAUCAGUAGGGCCACUCUUGGUUAUGGAGCAAUGCAUGCAGCAACAGUUUCAAUCCAUCCUCUUGUGAUUGCUGGCUGGUGUGGAUUAACUACAUCAGCUUUUAACAUGUUGCCAGUUGGAUGUCUUGAUGGUGGAAGAGCUGUGCAGGGUGCUUUUGGGAAAAACUCACUGGUUGCUUUUGGUUUAGCCACAUACACUUUGCUGGGACUCGGAGUGCUUGGUGGUCCUUUAUCACUUCCUUGGGGGUUAUAUGUGCUGAUCUGUCAGAGAACUCCAGAGAAACCAUGCUUGAAUGAUGUCACAGAGGUUGGAAAUUGGAGAAGAGCGAUUCUGUCAGUAGCAAUUUUCCUAGUAGUCUUGACGCUUCUUCCAGUAUGGGAUGAGCUUGCAGAGGAGCUGGGCAUAGGUCUCGUAACCACAUUUUGAUGGAAAGUGGUAAAAGCAAUUUUGAGUUUAACAUUUGAGGAACCUUAUUGAUAUGAUGGCUCGGACAAGUCAUUCUAUCACAGUUUUUUCCUCAUGUAUUAGGUUCUGGAAUUGUAUUGUAUAUAUACUUGUGUACAGAACGAUUCUAAGGCAUAUCAAUCUUGAAAGUGAAGAUCCCUUUCAUUUUUCCUCU
This is a messenger RNA of Coffea eugenioides, 1991 nucleotides long. RefSeq names its product probable zinc metalloprotease EGY1, chloroplastic. Gene Ontology annotation, biological process: proteolysis. The transcript has 10 exons. Lineage: Eukaryota; Viridiplantae; Streptophyta; Magnoliopsida; Gentianales; Rubiaceae. Bases 110 to 1798 code for a protein of 562 amino acids. The record is from RefSeq and is a predicted model, not a curated record.